CGGCGCGCACGCGCACAACACUACCAAACCAGUGUCGACCCCAGCCAUCUAUUAUGCUUCUUCGAAAUAAAAGCUACCCGAAAAUCUGCAAGGAAAACGCUACCGGAGCUGCCUGGAGUGAAAAGUGCUAACACUCAGGUCUUGAGAUGGAAUGUGUGCGUCGAGGUGGGACCAAGGAGCUGCAAGAGGAUCAUUGAGCUAAGAGACGUACAGACAGCAUUCAAGCAUCAUCUUCCGCUUAACUGGCGAGUAUGUCGGUAGUCACGUCCCCUGCUCAGGUGCCUCCACCUAUUGUAAACCCUCCUCCACCUGAGGUCACAAACCCCAGUAAGCCAGGUCGAAAAACAAACCAGUUACAGUAUAUGCAGAAUGUGGUUGUGAAGACUCUGUGGAAGCAUCAGUUUGCGUGGCCCUUUUACACACCUGUGGAUGCCAUCAAAUUGAAUCUGCUAGACUACCAUAAAGUUAUUAAAAAUCCAAUGGACAUGGGAACCAUAAAGAAGAGACUUGAGAAUAAUUAUUAUUGGACUGCUGGUGAAUGCAUGCAGGACUUUAACACUAUGUUCACAAACUGUUACAUCUAUAACAAGCCCACAGAUGACAUUGUUCUUAUGGCUCAAGCCUUGGAGAAAAUUUUUCUCCAAAAGGUUGCUCAGAUGCCCCAGGAGGAGGUGGAGCUUCUACCCCCACCACCAAAGGGAAAAGCACGAAAACCUGUGGCACCCCCUGGGACAGAAAACCAACAAUCAAUAGCACUGACGACUGGUUCUCCGUCCUCUUCAUGUCCGAGCUCCCCCCCUCAGCGGGCUCAGACUCCUGUAAUAGCUGCAACUCCAGUCUCGACCAUCACCUCCAAUGUCCAAGCUGUGCCCCCUGCCACACCCAUGAUCCAAACCGCACAGCCUGUUGUCAAAAAGAAAGGGGUGAAGCGGAAAGCAGACACCACCACGCCCACAACCUGUGCAAUCAAUGCCAGCAGAAGUGAGUCUCCCACUGCAAUGUUGGAGUCCAAACACAGUAAAGUCAUUUCCAGACGAGAGAGCACUGGUCGACCCAUCAAACCUCCCAAAAAGGACCUGGAAGAUGGGGACGUCCAACAGCAAGGCAACAAGAAAAACAAACUCAAUGAUCAUCUCAAAUACUGUGACAUUAUCCUCAAAGAGAUGCUUUCCAAGAAACAUGCAGCUUAUGCCUGGCCCUUCUACAAGCCUGUUGAUGCAGAAGCCCUGGAGCUUCAUGACUAUCAUGAAAUCAUCAAGCAACCAAUGGACCUUAGCACUGUCAAAAAAAAGAUGGAUGGCCGAGAAUACCAAGAUGCCCAAAGCUUUGCAGCAGAUGUUCGGUUAAUGUUCUCAAAUUGUUACAAGUACAACCCUCCUGAUCACGAGGUUGUUGCCAUGGCGAGAAAACUACAGGAUGUGUUUGAGAUGAAAUUUGCUAAGAUGCCUGAUGAACCUGCUGAGCCGUCCUCCCCUAAUGCAGUAUCAGCCACAGCGGUGGUGAGCAAGAGCACCGGCAGCAGUGAGAGCAGCGCAGACUCUUCCAGUUCCAGCUCGGAUUCAGAGGAGGAGCGGGCCACCAGGCUGGCCGAGCUGCAGGAACAGCAAUUCGUUGUGGAGCACCCCAAUGGUAACAGGGCGGGGACAAAAAACGGGUGUGCCAAACGUUUUCAGCUGAAGGCUGUUCAUGAACAGCUGGCCGCUCUGUCACAGGGUCCUGUAAGCAAACCAAAGAAAAAGAAAGAGAAGAAAGACAAAGAGAAGAAGAAAAAAGACAAAGAGAAGGACAAAGACAAAAUCAAGGUCAAGGCAGAAGAUGAAAAAAAGGCCAAGUCGUCACAACAGAUUAAGCCCCCUCAGCAGAAAAAGACCUCUGCGCGGAAACCCAACAGCACAUCCACUACAAGGCAACCGAAAAAGGGGGGCAAACCUGUCCCGGUAAACUAUGAGUCUGACGAGGAGGAGUCGCUUCCCAUGUCUUACGACGAGAAGCGACAACUCAGCUUGGAUAUCAACCGGUUGCCGGGUGAGAAACUGGGCCGUGUGGUCCACAUCAUCCAAUCGCGUGAGCCGUCACUCCGAGACUCCAACCCAGACGAGAUCGAAAUCGACUUCGAAACGCUUAAGCCGUCCACAUUGCGUGAGCUUGAACGAUACGUCAAAUCCUGUUUACAGAAAAAGCAACGCAAACCUUUACCGGGCACUGGGAAAAAGAGUGCCAAGUCUAAAGAGGAACUGGUUCAGGAAAAGAAGAAAGAGUUAGAAAAGAGGCUACAGGACGUGAGCGGACAACUGAACCACAACAAGAAACCACCCAAAAAAGCAGAGAAGGCGGGGUCAGCGCAGGGGGGCGGGCCAUCUCGGCUGAGUGGCAGCAGCAGUUCUUCUGAUUCGGGCAGCAGCAGCUCCAGUGGCUCCAGCUCGGAGAGCAGUGACUCAGACUGAACUCACAUCAGCUUGUCACGUACUUCAAACUCCUCUUAUUUUCUAACGAGUAGUGUGUGUUGUCAUGAAUAUUAUCUCUCUGAAGGCCUGUUUUAUAAAGAGCUAGAAGCAUUGCAGAUAGCAGAGGAUAUUUUAAAAUAGUUUGUAGAAUGCUCCUGGCUCAGACAAAGAGGAGAAUGGCAAUAGUUUUAAGGUUAUUUUGAUUGCCCUUAAAGGGAAAUGGCUGGUAUCACCAGAGGAAAAAAAAAGACAAAAAUACUUUUUUCUUUUUUUUUUCUUUUUUUUUUUUUAUAAAUAUGUCAGUUGUGGAGGUGAAACAAACGGGUGUGUGUGUUUGUGUUCAGGUUGCUGCUCGUUAGAUCCAUACUGAAAACAUUCAUUAGUGGAAAAACUGUCAAAUGCCUGGCUGCAUUUUACUAAUUGAGUAGCUACACAAGAUUUCAAUGUUUGAACGAAAAAAGAAAAAAAAAAACCUGAUCAACUCUUUUUAACUCUGGUGUGAUUGUCAUGUUAGUAGAACUUUUUAACUCAUUCCACAUUAAUUUUUCAGACUAUGAUAAUACUUUUGCUGUUACCAUUUUUAAAAGGAUCUAUUUAUUUUUGUUUUAUCCAAAAAGGCACAAAGUCGCUCGCUCAUGUUUCAACAUGCUGUCUUUACAGAAAUGUUUCUUGACCUGUUUAAAUGUAAGACAUCUGACUCAACAUAACUCUCUAGGCAGUACUAGGCAGUGUCUGUCGACCCUGUUGUCAGUAUUGUUAUAAAAUCCUUUGUAUUGAGAGGCUUAAGCAUUGUUUGCAGUCAUUUUAGCUAUUCCAACACUGUACAUUUUCACUUCCGGUGCUCUCAGCUCAGUAUUUGUUGUAGAAUUUUGUUUAUUAAUCUGUACUAUACACUUUUUUUUUUUUUGGUUUGUUUUAUAUUUGGAUUGUGUUUUGUCCUUUAUAUUUAUAUAGGCAAGUGUCUCUUUUCCUACUUUCUGUCUAGAAAUGCCUAAUUUUUUAUCAUGUCCACUCAUAGGACAAUCAAAGUUUUGAAUUAAGUUCAGUCUGUAUGAUUUGCAGGUAUUUUAGAGUGGUUGAGUACAUUCAGAAAGGCCAUUAUGGCAAAAUGCAUUCAGACGUUCAUAAACACAUUGGAAUAAACAACCCUCUAUAAAACUCCUGUAUGGGGAAACAAAAUGAAAAAUAAUAGCUCUCUUUGGAAAGUAGAAACACGGAGAGGAUUCCUCGGUAAAGAAAAUCAGGGAAGUUCCCUUUGUGAAGACUUCAAUCAGCAGUGCUAGAUAAAACUUCAGAAGGAUGUGUUUGACAGUAGCUGUUAUUAGUUCAAAGUAUUACAACUUAUGUAUGUUCUCAAUUUUAGUAAUAACUUUUAUUUUACUUAUGUUUUUUUCACUCAAAUGGUGUAUUGAAACAUUCAAAAGGUACAAACAUUCAAAGGUACCUAAACACUUCACAAAACAUGCUAUUUUCUUGUCAUAUAUUCAGAAAAGUUUAUUUGGAAAUGACCAUGACUGAUAAUCUUUAUAAAAAAUGUAUGUAUUAGAUGUUGUUUUUCUUUUUGUGGCUGCAGUAAUGCCACUCAUAAGUUUUGUGGCAUUAAUGUCAUGCAGAGCCUCAAAUUUAAAUCUCAACCCAUUAAAUUCAUUGGUUGUGUUCUUGUUAAGUUUAGUUAACAAGUGGUCUUGCCUUAAGUUUAUUUGGCGUAUUAAAAGUAAAAUGGGUCUGGUAUAGCUAAUCAUGUUGAAAUCAAUGUAUAGGUUUUUCUUUUAUCAAAAGAACACAAAAAAACAUCAAUCUUUAUGUAAAAUGACUUAAAGGGUAGUCUUAUAUGUAGGAUGCAUUUGUUUUUUUUUAUUAUUACCACUGUAUUGCAUUACAUGUUCAAUCUCCGCAUUUAUUUGUGACUAAUUUACCAUGUCUCUAAAAUAACUAAUUUGUGUUACAGCUUCAUUUACUCAAUUCCUCCAGCAGAAGUAAAUCUGGGGUUCUUCAAAGAGAAAAGGUUGCAGACAGAGAUAUAAAGAUACAUAGGAUCUAUAAUUACAGAUAUAAACGUAUAUUCACUACUUGGCAAUUCUGUCUUGGGUUUGAAUAUUUUAGGGGGUUUUUUUAUGAGAGAAAAAAACAUUUGUGUAUUGCAUGCCAAUUUACAAUAUAUUUCUUAAACUUUUUGAGCAGUUUAUAACAUGUAAAUAUCAUUCUUUGGAGUAAAACGUUUAAAUUGGUAGCUCUACAUGAAUGUUAAGUUCGGCAAGUUGAUAAGUAUGUUUUGGGACAGAUUUACAUGGUAAUAUCUGAUGUAUAAACUAAUCUGAGAUUUGGACACUGAGCCCGCUCAUUUUUCAUAAAUAAAUCACAAAAACCUACAGUGGUGUCUAUUUACUACCUAGGUAGAUUCAUUUUAGAGUACUUGUGUUUAUAGUUAUAUUUGUGUAGACCUUAAAUAGUGCAUAAUCCUAAAUCUGCUUAUUGAGGGGAAAGUGGUAGUUGAAGUCUUUCGAUUCUUGGCAACUGAAAAGGAAGCCACUUCUUCCAUCGUGUUGUGGCACAUUUCAAAUGUCAAUAAAAAUAAAUACUGCAAUGCAUUAUUCUGGAAGCUCAAUGUAAAUGCCAGAUUAAAAUGACGUGUGGCCAGAUUUACAGUAACAAUCAGAUGAGUUCCCCUUUGUGAAAAGAGAAUAAUCCGUGACAAAAAAAAAACUACAACAUAACAGCACACAUUCGGGACUGUCCAGUGCUGUCAGUGUCUUUCCGUUUUGUCCCAUAUCACAACUCCUUGGUUGCCAUAAUGGCUAAAACAAAUGCAACUGCGGCUCAGGUAGGCCUAGUUGUUUGGAGGCGCUUUUUCCAGCUCUAGCUGUUGCCAAAUAAACAGCACGGUCUUCUGUGUAAUCGGGCAGCUGUCCAGAAUUGAUAAACCUUUCACAAUUUUCGUGUGAAAAUUCAAGAUAGGACAGCGGCUACACAAACUCAACCAACGGCGUCCGUUUUGAAUGCAAGACCGACUGAAACUAAGUGCAGUUUGAUGGUUCCGACAGACUGUAAUCAAUUUGUCUAGCUCUUCCUUGAGCAAGAUUUAAUUCUACUUUUAGUUAUGCAAUUAAAUAAAGUAUUUUACGAAUGCGAUCAUGCACUUUUAUUAUUAUUAUUUUUUUUUUAAAGAGAAAACAAACUUUGACAUUUAA
Messenger RNA from Xyrauchen texanus (razorback sucker), 5632 nucleotides. Its product is annotated as bromodomain-containing protein 3-like. The record is from RefSeq and is a predicted model, not a curated record. The transcript is spliced from 13 exons. Lineage: Eukaryota; Metazoa; Chordata; Actinopteri; Cypriniformes; Catostomidae. Gene Ontology annotation, cellular component: nucleus; chromatin. Gene Ontology annotation, biological process: regulation of DNA-templated transcription; chromatin remodeling. Bases 252 to 2444 code for a protein of 730 amino acids.